Aspergillus terreus NIH2624 is the source of this 1014-nucleotide messenger RNA. Its product is annotated as dihydrodipicolinate synthase family protein. The transcript has a single exon. The record is from RefSeq and is a predicted model, not a curated record. Bases 1 to 1014 code for a protein of 337 amino acids. Gene Ontology annotation, molecular function: 4-hydroxy-tetrahydrodipicolinate synthase activity. NCBI's taxonomy places the organism in Eukaryota, Fungi, Ascomycota, Eurotiomycetes, Eurotiales, Aspergillaceae.
AUGUCUGCUCGCACCCCCCUCCGUCCCGGAGUUUACGCUCCCACCAUGACGUUCUUCAAUCCCGACACUGAGGACCUCGACACCCCGACCAUCCGCCGUCACGCCGUGCGGUUGGCCAAGGCCGGGCUCGUCGGGCUGGUGUGCAUGGGUUCCAACGGUGAGGCCGUGCAUCUGACCCGCGAGGAGCGCCAGACCGUCAUCCGCGAGACGCGCACUGCCCUGGUCGACGCCGGGUUCGCCAACGUGCCCGUCAUCGCCGGCUGCAGCGAGCAGAGCAUCCGCGGCACCAUCGAGCUGUGCGCCGAGGCGGCCUCCGCCGGCGCCGAGUACGCCCUCAUCGUGCCGCCCAGCUACUACCGCUACGCCGUGGGCAAUGACGACACGCUGUACGAGUUCUUCACCGCGGUCGCGGACAAAUCCCCCAUUCCCGUCAUCCUGUACAACUACCCGGGCGCCGUCGCCGGCAUCGACAUGGACUCCGACCUCAUCAUCCGCAUCUCCCAGCACCCCAAUAUCGUCGGCACCAAGUUCACCUGCGCCAACACCGGCAAGCUGACCCGCGUCGCUGCCGCCCUCAACGCCAUCACCCCGCCCUCGCCGCUGGCCCCCGCCCGCAAGCCCGCCGCCUCCCCCAAGCCCGCCGAGAACCACCCCUACGUCGCCUUCGGCGGUAUCGCCGACUUCUCGCUGCAGACGCUGGCCUCGGGCGGCUCGGCCAUCCUCGCCGGCGGCGCCAACGUCCUCCCCCGUCUGUGUGUGCAGAUCUUCACCCUCUGGAGCGCCGGCCGCUUCGCCGAGGCCAUGGAGACGCAGCAGCUCCUCAGCGCCGCCGACUGGGUGCUCACCAAAGCCGCCAUCCCCGGCACCAAGAGCGCCAUUCAGAGCUACUACGGCUACGGUGGGUAUCCGCGUCGGCCGCUGGGUCGCCUGAGCGAGGCGCAAGCGCAGGCCAUUGCCGAUAAGAUCAAGGAUGCGAUGGAGGUGGAGAAGACCCUGCCGGAUGUUGCACCAUAG